This is a messenger RNA of Paramormyrops kingsleyae, 1058 nucleotides long. The record is from RefSeq and is a predicted model, not a curated record. Lineage: Eukaryota; Metazoa; Chordata; Actinopteri; Osteoglossiformes; Mormyridae.
UCUGCAGAGGCAGCCACGUGGGGCCUCAUGAUCAAAUCCAGCUGCUGAACAGGCUGUCGGUGCUUUUGUGACUCAGGCAGGGGCAGAGGUAUGAGCGACUGAGCUGAGAAUACACAUAAACACAGAUGUGCGAUUCCAGGAUGGCCGGAAAGAUCCAGACGCUGACGGAGGAGGAGAGGGGCCAUCUUCUCCCACUGCUGAGGAACGCGCAGUGGGUGGAGGUGGGGGGGAGAGAUGCCAUUUACAAAGAGUUCAUCUUCAAAGACUUCAACCAGGCCUUUGGCUUCAUGUCCAGGGUGGCUUUGCAGGCAGAGAAGAUGGACCACCACCCUGAGUGGUUUAACGUCUAUAACAAGGUUCAGAUCACGCUGAGCACACAUGAAUGUGGUGGCCUCUCACAGAGGGACAUCACGCUGGCCACCUUCAUCGACCAGGUGUCUGUCGUCUGAGCCAUCUGCUGUGCCCAUUAAUGAAUUGUGUAAUAUUGUGGGCAAUCCCAACUAGCAAGAAAAUCCUCAAAAGCUCAAAUCCCACUGGUUCCUACUCUGUCAUAGGUAGGCUAAAAGAUGCUGUCUGGUUAAUUUCCUGGGCUACGAUCAUCUAAAUCAGGGGUCUCCAACUCUGGUCCUGGAGAGCUACCGUCCAGUAGGUUUUCUAUCAUACUCGCUUCUGAUGAGCCACACCUGUUCUCAGGUAAAUAUCAGGGCCAGGUAGGAUAGAAAACCGACUGGAUAGUAGCUCUCCAGGACCGGAGUUGGAGACCCCUGAUCUAAGUCAAAUGGUACCAACCAUAUAGGAAGAAGGAACCUUCUAGGGUCAAAGGUUAAAGUUAUUUUCAUAAAACUAGCAAAUGUUACUGCACUUUUCAGAAACAGUCAGCAGUGGGCAGGGUUUAGGCCUUGGCAUGUAGGAUGUUCCAUUGACUUCUCUGGAGGCCCCAUACUGGUGUCCACUGUGCUGCUUCACGCAAAUGCCUCUUAAACUGUUAUCUUAAAUGCAUCCCUGAUAAUGUGUGCAGUGCUUGUGGGAAAUAAAACCAGACUCAUAUUAUGCAUCAA